AUGGAAGACGACUUUAUCCUAGUUCCAAGACCUGGCGAUCCCGAAUACGCGCCCACAACCACACAAGAAGUCGACUACCUCGACGAUGUGGACGAAUUCAUCCGGGCCCUGGAGCCUUUGCUCUGGCCGCUGAACACCUUUAUCCACGAAAACCCGGAGCUCGCUUACAACGAGUACAAGGCGCACGAUGCCCUGACCAACUUCAUGAGGGCCCGGAAGGGCUGGAAGGUCACGCCAUCUGCUUAUGGCAUGGAGACGGCGUGGACGGCUGAGUAUGACACUGGCAGGCCCGGCCCCGUCAUUGCUUUCAACGCCGAGAUGGAUGCCCUCCCCAGCCUCGGCCACGCCUGCGGCCACAACCUCAUCGCCAUGGUCUCACUGGCAGCAGGUCUGGCCACAGCCCAAACGCUCCACCGGCACAACCUCGCCGGCAAGGUCCUCCUCAUCGGCACGCCGGCCGAAGAAGGCGGCGCCGGCGGCAAGAUACGUUGCCUCCGCGCAGGCGCCUACAAGCACGUCGACGCAGCCUUCAUCUCGCACCCGGGCAUCUUCAACAACAGCGCCCUCGUGCGCACGACGGCCUUUGUGCACCUCAACGCCACGUACCACGGCCGCGCCGCCCACGCCGCCAACAGCCCCUGGCGCGGCAUCAACGCCCUCGACGCCCUCGUCGUCGCCUACGGCGCCGUCUCAGCCCUCCGUCAGCAGACGCGUCCCGACGACGUCAUCGGCCUCCAGAUCACAGACGGCGGCAACCGGCCCAACGUCAUCCACGAGCGCGCCGCCGGCGUCGCCGUCCUCCGCGCCGCGUCCGCCGCUCGCCUCGACGAGCUCCGCGCCAAGGUCGAGGCCUGCUUCCGCGCCGGCGCCGAGGCCACGGGCGCCACCCUCGCCCUCGACGUCGUCCCCGGGUACAGGGACCACGUGCCCAACCGCGUGCUCGCGGCGGCGUACGCGCGCUACUGGGGCGCCAUCACGCCGCCGCCGCCGCCGCCGCACCUGCCGCCGCCGGGCCAGCCCACGUGGGUCAAGGCCAGUACGGACCAGGGCGACGUCAGCUACGCGGUGCCCAGCAUGAACGUCAGCUUUGCCAUUCCACCGGGCGUCGAGGCCGGGCCGCCGCACAGUCGCGACUUUGAGAAGGCGUCCGGCACGCGCGGCGCCUUCGACAGGGCCAUGCGCGUGGCGAGGGCCAUGGCGGGCACGGCGGUCGACGUGUUUGCGACGCCGGGGCUCGUGCGGGAGGUCAGGGAGCAGUGGCGGCGCGACAUGAGGGAGGCGGCGGCGGCGGAUCUUGUCUGA
Molecule: messenger RNA, 1302 nt
Organism: Verticillium nonalfalfae
Lineage: Eukaryota; Fungi; Ascomycota; Sordariomycetes; Glomerellales; Plectosphaerellaceae
Exons: 2
Coding region: 1-1302 (433 amino acids)
Molecular function (GO): dipeptidase activity
Source: RefSeq, a predicted model, not a curated record